Molecule: messenger RNA, 2349 nt
Organism: Neoarius graeffei (lesser salmon catfish)
Lineage: Eukaryota; Metazoa; Chordata; Actinopteri; Siluriformes; Ariidae
Product: protocadherin alpha-4-like
Exons: 1
Coding region: 1-2349 (782 amino acids)
Biological process (GO): homophilic cell-cell adhesion
Cellular component (GO): plasma membrane
Molecular function (GO): calcium ion binding
Source: RefSeq, a predicted model, not a curated record
AUGUUGGUUUGUAUUCAGGGCGUUUCAUCCGGCCAUGUUGCGUAUUCUGUUUCUGAGGAGGUGAUUCCAGGGACAGUUGUUGGAAAUUUAGCCAAGGACUUGAGUCUGAAUGUUGCUGAUUUGGAGUCGCGUCGGCUUCACAUCGUAUCCGGUUCGUUGGUGAAACAUUUCGAUGUGGAUGUAAAAACUGGGGCUCUGUUCGUAUUGGAGCCGAUAGACAGAGAGCAGCUCUGUCCAAACAUGGACACUUGUACAGAGACUCUGGAAGCGAUUAUUAAUAAUCCUUUGCAGAUGCACAGCGUGGAGGUAAAAAUACUCGAUAUUAACGAUCACUCGCCGAUAUUUCCCGGGAAAUCACAGACUAUAAAUAUUGCAGAAUCUGUAAUGCUCGGAGCUAAAUUUCCUCUACUUGGUGCUGAAGAUCCAGACAUUGGAAGCAACUCGAUCAGUUCAUACAAACUGUCCCAGAAUGUUUUUUUCAGCUUGGAGGUUCACACAGACGCUGACCAAGGUCCUUCCGCCGAGCUCGUGCUGAUGAAAAACCUUGACCGGGAAAAACAAUCCGUCAUCCGGCUUGUGCUGACUGCACUUGACGCUGGCAAACCACCACGAUCUGGUACAACAGAAAUUAUUGUGAAUAUUUUAGAUGCGAAUGAUAACGCGCCUGUGUUUUCUAAAACUGUGUAUAAAGUUUUGGUUCAAGAAAAUGUUAUUGCCGGGACGUCGGUUUUAAAGCUAAAUGCUACCGAUCUCGAUGAAGGCGUCAAUAGUGAGCUGAUAUAUUCCUUUAAACAAGGUCAGAAAGGAAUAUCUGAUAAAUUCGCGAUUGAUGCGAGUACAGGGGAAAUCUCAGUAACAGGAUUUUUAGAUUAUGAGACCACAAACGCGUACGAAAUUCGUGUUGAAGCCCGAGAUGGAGGUGCGACACCACUCACAGCUCAUUCUAAGGUCCUAGUGGAGGUAGGGGAUGUGAACGAUAACGCGCCGGAUAUUAAGCUCUCAUCUCUUUUGGACAACGUGCGAGAAGACGCCAAGAAAGGGACCGUGAUUGCAUUAAUCACAGUUCAGGACAAGGAUGGAGGUAACAAUGGGAAAGUGCGCUGUUUCAUAUCUCACAACUCUCCAUUUGUAUUGGAGUCCACACAGGGGAAAUAUUAUUCACUGGUCCUCAAUGACGCGCUCGACAGAGAAGAAAACGCCCUGUAUAAUGUCUCAAUAACAGCCACAGAUGAAGGAGUCCCUCCUCUCUCCAGCACCGCUGUCCUGACUGUCCACAUUUCGGAUGUAAAUGAUAACGCACCCCGUUUCCCUGAAUCUUCUCUGAGUGUUUAUGUUGAAGAGAACAGUCCAGCAGGUGCUCUCAUAGCAAGUGUCUCUGCACAAGAUACCGACUUUGGUGAAAAUGCUCAAAUCACUUAUUCAUUACUGAGCAACUCUAACAUGCUUUUACCUUCAGCUGUCAGCAUCAACUCUGUUACAGGAGAAAUUUACAGCAUGCAGUCUUUCAACUUUGAGGAGAUGAAAAUCUUCCAGUUUAAAGUUCAGGCCAGUGACUCUGGUGUCCCUCCGCUACGUAGUAACGUCACUGUGAACGUUUUUAUCCUGGAUGAGAAUGACAACAGUCCAGUUUUUCUCCCUCCUUAUUCUGAACCCGGCUCAGUAAACACUGAGAACAUUCCCUACUCUGCUGAAGCGGGGUAUUUUGUGGCUAAAGUCAGAGCUGUCGACGCUGAUUCAGGUUAUAAUGCACUAUUAUCUUAUCACAUCACUGAAGCAAAGGGAACGAACCUCUUCCGAAUCGGAACCAGCACAGGAGAAAUAAGGACUAAAAGACGAAUGAGUGACAAUGACUUAAAAACCCACCCGCUUCUGAUCAGUGUCUCGGAUAAUGGAGAACCUUCACUGUCCACGACUCUGAGUGUUGAAGUUGUGGUUGUGGAAAACAUGGACAUCCUGCAGCCUUCACUAAGACAAGUGCCAGUAAAGGAGGAGAAUGUUUCUAAUCUGAAUCUCUAUCUGCUCAUCGCUAUUGUCUCAGUGUCAGUGAUAUUUUUACUGAGCCUCAUCGCUUUAAUAGCAGCUAAAUGCUACGGGACAGACGGUGGGUUCAGCAGGUCCAGCGCUCCAGUGGUCACUACACACCCUGACGGGAGCUGGUCUUACUCCAAAUCCACUCAGCAGUAUGAUGUGUGUUUUAGUUCCGACACACUGAAGAGUGACGUCGUGGUUUUCCCCUCGCCGUUUCCGCCUGCAGACGCAGAGCUGAUCAGCAUUAAUGAAGGAGACACUUUUAACAGGACACAAACUCUUCCUAGUGCUACAAAGGUAAGGGACUCUAAUCUUGUCUGA